Messenger RNA from Penicillium psychrosexuale, 1179 nucleotides. RefSeq names its product endoplasmic reticulum-Golgi intermediate compartment family protein. Gene Ontology annotation, cellular component: COPII-coated ER to Golgi transport vesicle; Golgi membrane; endoplasmic reticulum. The record is from RefSeq and is a predicted model, not a curated record. The transcript has 3 exons. Gene Ontology annotation, biological process: retrograde vesicle-mediated transport, Golgi to endoplasmic reticulum; endoplasmic reticulum to Golgi vesicle-mediated transport. Lineage: Eukaryota; Fungi; Ascomycota; Eurotiomycetes; Eurotiales; Aspergillaceae. Bases 1 to 1179 code for a protein of 392 amino acids.
AUGAAUGGCUUCGAAUCUAAGGGCCUGGACGAAGAUUCCUUCGGUGGCAAGCCUGGUCUGGCUGCCCUGAAGACCUUCGACGCCUUUCCCAAAACAAAAGCCUCCUACACAACCCCAACACGCAGCGGCGGCCAAUGGACCGUCCUAAUCCUCAUCAUAUGCACGAUCUUCAGCUGGUCGGAGUUAAAAACCUGGUGGCGCGGCACAGAAAACUACCACUUCAGCGUUGAAAAGGGCGUCUCGCACGAGCUCCAGCUCAACCUCGACAUAGUCGUCCACAUGCCCUGCGACCAGCUUCGCGUAAACAUCCAAGACGCAGCCGGCGACCGCAUCCUAGCCGGCGAGCUCCUCAAACGCGACGACACAAACUGGCUCCUGUGGAUGCAAAAGCGCAACGCCGGCGCCCACGAAUACCAGACCCUCUCCCACGAAGAAUCAGACCGUCUCGCCGAGCAAGAAGCCGACGCCCAUGUCGGCCACGUCCUCGGCGAAGUGCGCCAUAACCCGCGCCGCAAGUUCGCCAAGGGCCCGCGUAUGCGCCGCGGUAUCCUCCCGGACUCUUGUCGCAUCUACGGCAGCCUCGAGGGGAAUAAGGUGCAGGGUGACUUCCAUAUCACGGCUCGUGGGCACGGGUAUCGCGAGAACGCGCCGCAUCUGGAUCACUCGUCAUUCAACUUCUCCCACAUGAUCACCGAGCUCUCCUUCGGCCCGCACUACCCGACCCUGCAGAAUCCCCUCGAUAAGACCAUCGCCGAGAGCGAGGAGCACUACUACAAGUUCCAGUACUUCCUCUCGAUCGUGCCGACGCUGUACAGUCGCGGGAAGGGCGCGCUGGACGCGUACACGCGCUCGCCGCAGACGGCGGCCGCGCGGCACGGACGCAACACGGUCUUCACGAACCAGUACGCGGCGACGAGUCAGUCCACCGUGCUCCCUGAGUCGCCGAUGGUUGUGCCGGGUAUCUUUUUCAAGUAUAGCAUUGAGCCGAUCUUGUUGCUGGUCAGCGAGGAGAGGGCCGGGUUUUUGUCGCUGGUGGUGAGGGUUAUUAACACUAUUUCUGGUGUGCUGGUUACUGGUGGCUGGCUUUAUCAGAUUUCUAGUUGGGCUAGGGAGGUCUGGGGUCGGAGGAAGAAUAGGUCGUCGGAGGGGUAUUUGACGGGCAAGUCUUCUAUGGAUUGA